Molecule: messenger RNA, 1881 nt
Organism: Cordyceps fumosorosea ARSEF 2679
Lineage: Eukaryota; Fungi; Ascomycota; Sordariomycetes; Hypocreales; Cordycipitaceae
Product: Histone acetyltransferases subunit 3
Exons: 2
Coding region: 1-1881 (626 amino acids)
Biological process (GO): regulation of transcription by RNA polymerase II
Cellular component (GO): SAGA complex
Molecular function (GO): transcription coactivator activity
Source: RefSeq, a predicted model, not a curated record
AUGGCCCCCGGAUCCAGUCAAAAGGGAACCAGCAAGAAAAACGCCGCGAUGCAGAAGCAAAGCCGAAAUACAACCCCCGCUCCCGCCGCCGCCGCCACCUCCUCCCUCCCGCCAGCAGAGUAUUACGACCCCGACUACCUCAACACCCGUGUCAUCUUGUUCGCAAACCUCAACUACGAGGACCUGGUCGAUCAUGGAGCCUCCAACGCGACCGUUCCCGACUCCAAAACCGUCGACGCCAUGCUCGAGAAGCUCAAGAGUCUUACCAACAUCAUGGAGAAGCGAUCCACCUUUUACGAUCGUGGCAUGCGACAUCUAGCAGACGAGCGCAAGAACCGCCCGGAUGACUUUGAUCGAAUGCAUGCCAAUGGGGAACCUGAAGGCAAGAAAGUAAAGCAUAAGCGCAAGAAGGGCGAUGCCCAGGACGGAGGUGAUCAAUCCUCGCCAGUCCGGGACUCAAAGCAAAGGCGAGCCGGGUCUCCCAGCUCUCCUCUGUCCCCCAAUGCUGCUGGCUCCCCGACUGCCAUGGAUGUGGACAAGAAGGAAAAGGAAGGGGGUGAUGAGGAUGAAUCCAGUUCCGAAGACGAGGGCGCGCCACCAAAGCGAGAGAUGCCUGCCGCGCAAACGUUUGGCGAAGACCCGUCCACUUUCCCCGACCCGACCAUAUACGAGGUUCGCGAAGUCUACCCUGGCAUCCCAGAGGAGCUGCGAAAGCAAAUUUACUCAGUCGCCGUAUACCCGCAGAGUGACCUCGCCGAUCUCAUUGCAGGCGAUCCCCCGGAUAAGGAUUUCAGCAACGCAAAACCAAGCAGUCAAAUCAAUUUUUCAACCUUCAGUACCUACAUCGAGCCAUUCUUUAGACCCUUCUCCGAAGAAGAUCUCGCCUUCCUACGAGAGCGCGGCGACCGAGCCUCACCAUUUGUUAUGCCGAAGCGAGGCAAGCGACACUAUACUGAAAUCUGGGCGGAAGACGAUGGAGCCAUGUCUCUGGACUCGCCUCAGCAAGGGCGAGACAAGCUCUCGCCCAACAUUCCUCGCGGUACCAUUGAGAACAUGAAUGACGCUGUCGCCGAGACUGACGGGCUCUCUAUUGGGCCUCUCGCAUCGCGCUUGUUGCAGGCUCUGCGUCCCGAGAAUCGCCAGCAGGUGACGGAAGAACGAGCGGCGACGAACGGGAUUAAUGGCGACGCAAGCGUAAAUGGCGACGGCGAUGACCAUGGGCCUGCGGGCGACGAUAAGGCGAUGCCUCCAGCCACCUACAUGACCGAGUCUUCAACGGACGCCUGGAAAAAGGCAACUCAUCCGAAGAUGGAGUAUGCACAGGUUGAGGAGCGACUCAAGCAGGAACUCAGACACAUCGGCUUCCUGCCACCAGAGGGAGAUGGCGACUAUGACGGUCACUUUGACGACGAGGUUGCCGCCCGACUACGUGUGCUGCAAACCCGGCUGAAGGAGCAGAUGCUCAUCAACGGUGCCCGCAAAGCGCGGCUCACCGAUCUCGUACGGGAGCGGAUGGCCCACCAGGAGUACCAGACGAUUUUGGAGGACUUGGAUUCCCAAGUACAGGCAGCCUACCUCAAGAGAACCCGGACCAUGGGUAAGAGCAAGAAGGCAAAGCGGCCGGGUGGUGCAGGCGGCGGCAGCCACGCCGCCGGUGCUGCGGCGGGUAUGGCUCGUCCGGGCAUCGGCGAUCUUACCAAGACGCUGAUGGAGCGCCGACGACGCUGGAUAGACACGAUCGGGUCCGUUUUCGAGGAUGAGAGUCUUCGGAAGGUGCCCCGAGUGGAGGACGAAGGUAGCUCCAUCUUCAAGUCUGCUGAGAUGGCGGAUCUGAUGAAGAAGGAAAAGGAACAGUGGGAUGAGGAUAUCGAGGAGGAGUAG